Molecule: messenger RNA, 411 nt
Organism: Entrophospora candida
Lineage: Eukaryota; Fungi; Glomeromycota; Glomeromycetes; Entrophosporales; Entrophosporaceae
Source: the annotation of a GenBank genome assembly
AUGUCGUGUUCACCUUCUACUAGAAGAACACUUUCACCAACUCAAAUAUCAUGUUCACCUACCAGAAGAUCAGCUUCGCCAGCUCAAAGAUCAUGUGAAGAACAAAUCAUGAUCAAUUUAGAAGACAAAAUGCUCCAGAUUUCAACUGGUUUAGGAAAUUCAUUACAGCUUGAUCUCACUCACACUUGGGCUGAAAUACAAAUAACGCAUCACAAUAGAAAGAUCCUUCGUGGAGCUGCUGAGAUAGGAAAAGAACAACCCUCUCAUGUGAAAAUCAAAAGGAAGCGUUGGUAUGACGAUGAUAAUUAUGCUGAUAAAUCUAAACCACCAGAGAUGAUUGUCCAGGUUCUUAACGUACAAACUGGAAAUAGAAGUAUUGGUCCUGAAAAAUUGGCUGCAGAUGACAAAUAG